Molecule: messenger RNA, 2155 nt
Organism: Salmo salar (Atlantic salmon)
Lineage: Eukaryota; Metazoa; Chordata; Actinopteri; Salmoniformes; Salmonidae
Product: heterogeneous nuclear ribonucleoprotein A1-like 2
Biological process (GO): mRNA splicing, via spliceosome
Cellular component (GO): catalytic step 2 spliceosome
Molecular function (GO): mRNA 3'-UTR binding
Source: RefSeq, a predicted model, not a curated record
AUUGAAAUGCAUUCCACGUGACACCAAGCUGUUUGAGAGAAUGCCAAGUGUGCAAAGCUGUCAAGGCAAAGGUUGGUUUCUUAGAAUCAAAUGUGUUUUGAUAUUUUUUUUACACUUUUUGGGGUACAUGAUUCCAUGUUUCAAUUUUGUCUUCAUUCUGCACUGUAGAAAAUAGUAAAAAAAAAAAAUGGAAUGGAAUGUGUCCACGUCAAGUUUGUAUGGCAAGAUUGCAUAUAGAAAUCACUGUGUUCCACAAUAUUUAUUCAGAAGUGGCCACUUUCUGACAAUUGAAUGUGCAAUGCGUGGACAGCGGAAUGAAGUGUUGGGGUAUACUACAAAGCAGGAUCAAGAACAGCCAGCUAACUAGACGAAUUUAAAAAUAAAUGUAAAGAAAUGUGCUUGGAAUAGGCAUUGUCUUUUUGAUUCAACAAACAAGUCAAUUGACAAAUAAGAAAAACAUCUAUUUGAAUAAAAUAGUGGGAUUUGAGUGGAACAACCAAUCAGGACUGGUGAUUUAUUUUCCCAAUCCUACGUCAGACGUCAUUGCGUCAGCUGCUUUCAAAGAGGGAUACGAUUUUGUCAGGUUCAAUUGUAUUUGCGCCAUAACAACUCGGCUAGUAAUAAUGACGAACCAACUUUGUAAGCUGUUUGUCGGUGGAUUGAACGUCGAGACUACAGACGAUGGACUUCGGCAACAUUUCGAGCAGUACGGCCAGUUAACCGACUGCGUAGUGGUCCAGAACCAGCAGCUACAAAGGUCCCGGUGUUUCGGCUUUGUAACCUACUCAAACGCGGAGGAGGCCGACGCAGCCAUGGCCGCUAGGCCACAUGUCGUCGAUGGUACCAACGUGGAGUUAAAAAGGGCCGUUGCACGGGAAGAUGCCGGUAGGCCAGAGGCACUCGCCAAAGUUAAAAAAAUAUUUAUCGGUGGGUUGAAAGACGACAUAGAAGACGACCAUUUGAAUGAUUAUUUCUCUCAAUUCGGGGCAAUUGAGAAGGCCGAAGUAAUCAGUGACAAACAGACUCUCAAAAAAAGAGGAUUCGGCUUCGUCUAUUUUGAAGAUAAUGACUCUGCCGACAAAGCAGUGGUGCUGAAGUUCCACACAAUCAAUGGGCACAAAGUGGAGGUGAAGAAGGCCCUCACCAAGCAAGAGAUGCAGUCAGCCGGUGGUCGGGGAAGAGGCGGGCGAGGAAUGAGGGGGUCUCAAAAUGGCUACGACGGCGGAAGAGGUGGCGGCUACGGCAACUAUGGCGGUAAUUAUGGAGGAAACGAUGGUGGCUACGGUGGCGGAUACGGCAAUGGAGGUGGUUACGGUAACCAAGGGGGAUACGGAGGAGGUUAUGGAGAUCAAAUGGGGAGCAGUUAUGGUGGGAACGGUUAUAAUGACUUUGGCGAAGAUUACGGACAGCAGUCCUCCGGCUAUGGUGCAAUGAAAGGGGGUAAUUAUUCAGGCAGGAGCGCAGCACCGUACUCCCGUGGAGGCGGCAGUGGUUAUAGCAGGGGUGGAUAUGGUGGUUAUUAGACACCGUUGACCACAUUUGACCCAAUAAUUUGAAAUGUUCUGAAUUUCUGAUUCAAUGACCUGCAUUUACACACACGGGUCGGAGUUGCCCAUUUCUUUGUUGCUACUAUUUUAAAGUACUCGUGCCCCUCGCCCACCCUGAUGUGCCCUCCAUCCGGACUACACCGUUGUCCCUAGGCGACGCUACUAAAGACAUGGACACUUUAUUACCAAUUCAACUUUCUGACUUGUCAAUGUAGUGAUUCCUUUAAAUAUUUUUUAUUUAAUUGUAGUUAACGUCGCUGCUUCCAAGACUUUGGUAUGAUACUGUAUGUCAUUAGUACCAGCCAGGUUAAUAACAAGACAUAUUGCUUUAGCAACAUGAAACUCAGGGGUAUUAAUGGAGUUGAAAGCAGUCUUAGUGUAUGCUUGAGUGUUUUUAAGAUCAUAAUAUUUCGUGUCAAAGUAUUAAGUACUUAUGGUUAUUGUAUUAUUAUACUUUUUUAUGGUUACCUCAAUGCUUUUCUCCGUCCAAGAUGUGCUAUUCAAUACCUUGCAAAGCAAUGCAGUUUUGUGGAAUGUUACUUAAAUAUUAGUUAGCUAUUGAGCCUAACUCUUUUGGCUGUAUUAAAGUUUUUAAUGUUUGAAAGCAA